GGUGCCGGGGCGCAGGCUGCAGUAGCUGAAGAUCGUUCCGAGUGCUGGGCUUUGUAGGCGGGGCAGGAGGGCAGAAAAGGGAGGGACUCCCCGGAAGCGAGCCAGCUAGCCCGAGACCAGACCGGUGGCCAGAGGAAGCCCCCACAGCAGGCCAGGAGGAGGGCGGCGGCGGCAGUAGCGACAGCAGCCGAUCCCGGCGGCAGCAGCGACCAGGCCAGACUAGGCCCAGCCCAGCCCCCGGCGGCCACGGUGCGCUCCCCGAAGGCCGGCCGAGCAGCGACGCCCGGCCCCUCGCAGGCCCCGGCAGCAGCAGGAGCAGCGGCGGCGGCUGCGGGGCCGUCGGGGCCCCCCGGGGGCCGCUCCCCCUCCCCCUUCCCGGGUCCUGCCGGCUUAGCCAUGGCGGCUAUCCGCAAAAAGCUGGUGGUGGUGGGCGACGGCGCGUGCGGCAAGACGUGCCUGCUGAUCGUGUUCAGCAAAGACGAGUUCCCCGAGGUGUACGUGCCCACGGUGUUCGAGAACUACGUGGCCGACAUCGAGGUGGACGGCAAGCAGGUGGAGCUGGCGCUCUGGGACACGGCCGGCCAGGAGGACUACGACCGGCUGCGGCCGCUCUCCUACCCCGACACGGACGUGAUCCUCAUGUGCUUCUCGGUGGACAGCCCGGACUCGCUGGAGAACAUCCCCGAGAAGUGGGUGCCCGAGGUCAAGCACUUCUGCCCCAACGUGCCCAUCAUCCUGGUGGCCAACAAGAAGGACCUGCGCAACGACGAGCACGUGCGCAACGAGCUGGCGCGCAUGAAGCAGGAGCCCGUGCGCACCGAGGACGGCCGCGCCAUGGCCGUGCGCAUCCAGGCCUACGACUACCUCGAGUGCUCGGCCAAGACCAAGGAGGGCGUGCGCGAGGUCUUCGAGACGGCCACCCGCGCCGCGCUCCAGAAGCGCUACGGCUCCCAGACGGGCUGCGCCAACUGCUGCAAGGUGCUCUGAGCCCCCUCCCCGCCCCUGCCCCCGUCCGCCCUGGACCUUCGGACUCACGGACCGCCCUGCGGGCACGGAGGGGGGGAGGGGUGCUCCCGCGGGGCCCGGGCCGGCCACUCUCCCGCAGAGCGCGCCCCGCCCCCGGCCCUGCUGCCGAGCUCGGCUCCUUCCCCCCAACCUCCUUUCUUUCCUGCUCCCCGGGGGCGGGGGCGGGCGGCGGUGCUCCGCGGGGAGAAAGAGGCUGCUUCUUGGCAGCCGGGGCUGUGAAAGGCCUGCCUGCCUGCCUGCCUGCCUUGGGAGGGGGCGGCGACACUGACUACGGCCUGGCUUAGCCCGCCGAGCCAAAGGCUUGGGGGGGGCGUCUGACCCAAGUGGACUCGGUGCCUGACCGGACACCCGCCCCGUUGGCUUCCUGGAUGGAGAAGGGGGGCUUCUUCCCGAGAGACAGCUGCCGAGCCGCCCCUUCACAAAGGCCUCCUUUCUCUCCUCCCGCCCCGGGUGCCGGCACCUCCUCCCGAAGACGCCGCACCGCGCACUGAUUUCUGGGGGGAGCGGGGGAGGGGGCACGCGGCCAGGCGGGGUCUCUGCUAUUUAAACCUUUUCGCCCGGCUCUCGCCCGGGAGACUGGACCGGGGCCUGGCGCCGCCCCUCCCCCGCGGUACUGACGGGGUUUCUAGUUCCUUUUUUAAAUAAACUGACCGUCCGUCGCCAGCGAUGACCACUUCCCUCAGUCAAGUUUACAUGCCGUGCACAAAGGGGUUUGUCCGACAUUAAACCAUUUCUGCCA
Monodelphis domestica (gray short-tailed opossum) is the source of this 1765-nucleotide messenger RNA. It is a transcript of the gene RHOB, whose product is annotated as ras homolog family member B. Gene Ontology annotation, molecular function: GTP binding; GTPase activity. NCBI's taxonomy places the organism in Eukaryota, Metazoa, Chordata, Mammalia, Didelphimorphia, Didelphidae. The record is from RefSeq and is a predicted model, not a curated record. Gene Ontology annotation, biological process: small GTPase-mediated signal transduction.